AUGUCCGACCCAAGUGCUGAUCAUCUCUCUAUAAUUAUAGACCAAAAGCUAACUCGCUUAUCUCCAAUACCCUGUGAGCGUAACCUUUUCAGAGUGCAUAAUCCUCUCCGCAAGACAACUAUGAAGGUUUAUGAACCCGAUAUAAUUGCUAUUGGUCCUUAUCACCGUGGAAACCCCAACUUGCAGGAGACGGAAGAACAGAAAUUACGGUAUGUGCAACAGAUUCUUAGAAAAGCGGGAGCGUCCAGUGUCCACAGAUGCAUCAUAGCCAUGAGAGAAUUGGAAGAAAAAGCACGCAAAUAUUAUGCAGAAUCAAUCAACCUUAGUGAAGAUGAUUUUGUGGAAAUGAUGCUUCUUGAUGGCUGCUUUCUCCUCGAGUUUCUUCAGAGUUACAGGGAUUUUUACUUACUAGGAGAGGUGGGUGACUCUGUCUUCGAAUUUGAUCACAUUCGGUAUGGCCUACGACAUGAUUUAUUGUUAUUUGAAAAUCAACUUCCAUUCUUUAUCCUAAUUCACUUAGCCGGCAUGAUUGGCCACGAACCAAAAUAUGUCGUUGAUUUAGCCCAGUCUUUAAUAGCCUUAUGCUUUUAUGCCCAGGCUUUAAUAGCCUUAUGUUUUUCUGGUGCAAAUAUACGGCAUAGUGCUUUGGAUUCGAUCCGAAUCGAAGAUAUUAAGCAUCUACUUGCCCAGUCUUUAAUAGCCUUAUGCUUUUAUGGUGCAACUAUACGGCAUAGUGCUUUGGAUUCGAUCCGAAUCGAAGAUAUUAAGCAUCUACUUGGUCUGGCACAUUAUUGUAUGAGUUCUUCGUUUGCUGAAAUGGUGCCCCUUAGAAAUGUUGGUGGUUUCAAUGGUUUCAUAAAUUGUACCANGGUCUGGCACAUUAUUGAAGCCGGAAUUCAGAUAAAGAAGGCCAAGGAAAGGACUACGAGUUUAUUGGAUAUUAGCUUCACCAAAGGGGUGCUGGAAAUCCCACCUUUAUUUUUGGAUGAUUCGACAGAAUCUCUCUUUGCAAAUCUAAUUGCAUACGAGCAGUAUCAUCCAGCAAGCACUCCCAAAUACGUAACUGAUUAUAUCAUUGUUAUGCAUUGUCUCAUCAAUUCCUCAAAGGAUGUUGAGUUGCUUCGUCACUGCGAAAUUAUUAAUGAUGUUUUAGGCAACGAUGACGCAGAUCAUGCCAUGUUGACAAGGCUUGCAAAGAAUGCUGUGUCAUCGUAUGAAUUCUGUUACUCCCAAGUUUUCGAUGAUGUGAACGUGCACUGCCGGCAUCGUCGGAAUGUAUGGAUGGCAAAUCUGAGGAGGAAUUAUUUCAACACUCCAUGGGCAAUCAUAUCAUUUCUUGCUGCUUUUCUAUUGCUUUUUCUCACUUUAACACAGACUGUAUUUUCUAUUCUUCCUCAUGCUAAGUGAAUCCCACAUCUUCAUGUUUGUAUGCUUAAUAAAAGCUAAAUGUCAUGUAUAAAUAAGUUGUACUGAUUCAUCAGUCAAGUGAAUGUUUUAAGAAUUUGUAAUUUUAUAU
Messenger RNA from Ilex paraguariensis (yerba mate), 1516 nucleotides. NCBI's taxonomy places the organism in Eukaryota, Viridiplantae, Streptophyta, Magnoliopsida, Aquifoliales, Aquifoliaceae. The record is from the annotation of a GenBank genome assembly.